AUGGCCACUUUAGCCGAAUUAAACCAUUCGACAGCCUCCCCGCUGCCCAACUUCAACUCGACCCAUGACCUCGAAUUUGACUCGUUCCUCAAUCUCGACCAAACAGCCUUUCCCGCUUCCGAAUCCAUGAAGUCGAAUCCUUCUCUCAUCUCUCAGCCAUCUAUGGCAACACCAGAAACCAGUAUCGCUGAUCUAGGACCGUCUUAUUCCGGCCCUAGUCAUCAAUAUGGAGAUCAUCAGCAACAGACCGGCUUUCCGCCGGAUGCCGUUGCACAUGCCAUGGCCUAUAACGAUAACUCUCUGGGAGCUUUGCGUGCUGGACAUCAAGGUUUCCCUGUGACUGAUGGCAACUACAUGCAUUUGAAACGCGAGGAUUCGACUGUCGACUUUGGCACUGCUCCAUCUCGUAGUCACUCAGAGAUGGAUAUUGAACCUGACAACAAAUCUUUCUUCCUUCCUCACAGCAACAUCGUCAGGAACCAGCAAUUCAUUGAUCCCACCGCUUUAGGAGGCCAUGAAAUGCCGAUGAUCGCUCAUCCCGCACCGCAGGCCGGUCGGGUGUACCCCGGUAUGCACCAGCAGCAGGCUGCUAUGGCACGCGCCGCCCAACAGCAGAAACAACAAGCAGAGAUUAUUCGCCAGCAACAGCAAAUGCGACAACGCCAAGCCGAGCAGUUCGUUCGCCAGACGCCUGCUCAACCGCUUCCUCUCACCCGUGCUGUUCGCCCUACGGAUCCUGUUGUCGAAGAGCGCAUUUCGCGUUUAUUGCAACAGAUGCGACAGAACAGUCUUGGUCAGGACAACCGUCUGGGUACGCCGUCAUCUCUUCUGCCUCAAAUGGCGAAGCAGAAGAAAGAUGAAGAGGACAUGGAUGAAGACGAGCGUUUGCUUGCUAGCGAAGAAGGGAAGAAGCUCACCAGCAAGGAGCGACGCCAAUUGCGGAACAAGGUCUCUGCGCGUGCUUUCCGCUCUCGCAGAAAGGAAUAUAUCACUCAACUCGAAGGCGAAGUUGCUUCCAAAACAAGCGAAAACAACGAAUUGCGUCUGCAGAAUCACGCCCUCGCAGAGGAAAACAGUCGUCUUACUGAUUUGACCCGCAUACUUCUUUCAUCUCCUCACUUUUCGGAUGUACUGAACGACCUCAGUGCCAAUGGAUUGCCAGCUCAAUUACAGACUGCUGCCCAGGUUCCCCAGCCUCAACAUCAACCAAUGGUAUCUCAGGCCCCAAUUCCUACAAGCGUUGCCGGCCAAGUCAAUAUGACCAUGGUACCAGACAACCGCAUGGAUGUUUAUGGCUCSGGCUGGAAUUCAGGCAUCGACAUGAACUAUAAUCCCUCCGUUUUUGCUGUUUUUGAGGUUCCGGAACCGCUUAUUGAAGUGGAGGCUCUUUCCGGAAAAUCCACCUCCUUUGAGACAUCUCUGGAGCCCAGUGGAUCGUCCAAGAUUGAGGUUCCCCAGCUUGAGCGACCUGUCACUCCUUCGACUGUUGUGGACACCUGCGGAGUUGCAGCAACAGAAGAGCUGGAUGAUACCGAUCCAUGUUUCGCUUUGUUCAGAGAUGACAUCCCCGUAUCGAGUGCACCUCCCGCUGCCUUGUUCGAAAGACUUGAAUCCGAAAAGCCUUGUCAGUACACUCUCGUUGUUGACCAGGAAUCCCAAGAUGUCUCCGAGUCGUCUAUACGGGACUUCAAAAGGCUAUGUUCCAGCAUGGACGCUGCAUUCGAACGCGUAUGCAGAAUGACCGACCAUUUGCUGUGA
Molecule: messenger RNA, 1758 nt
Organism: Talaromyces amestolkiae
Lineage: Eukaryota; Fungi; Ascomycota; Eurotiomycetes; Eurotiales; Trichocomaceae
Exons: 2
Coding region: 1-1758 (585 amino acids)
Biological process (GO): regulation of DNA-templated transcription
Molecular function (GO): DNA-binding transcription factor activity
Source: RefSeq, a predicted model, not a curated record